AUUCAAGUGACAUGUAUUUCAGAUUUUGAGGGGAGAAUUACAUCAAUGGACAGCAUGAGAGACUACUUCCCACCUGAAUGGGAUGAUGAAAGUAGAAUGAGAGUGUUACUGGGACCUAUGCCUGUGGCUCAGGAUGCUGUAGCCAGAACUUCUCGUUGUACUUUCUGGUCGGCUGCCAUCCAUCACUGGUGCAGGGUGAUGCAAAAACUCACAUUCAGUCUUCUGGAAUGUCAGAGUGCAUUUCGACGAGGUACUCAGACUCCUCUCGGUUUACCCGAUGUUCUUUUGCACAUGAACAGUCUAGGUGAAGUGCUUCCAGUGGAGCAGCUACCAUUGGGUGAACCAACAAAAGAAUCUUGGAGUGGCUGGGGCUAUCGUAUCUUCAUAGCUCAACCGUCUCGUGUUGCUUGGAAAGGACUCAAACAAGUUAUUGGUGCUUAUGAUUUGAAGACGACAACACUUGUUAAUGCAGUAGUGUUGCAGGAAGUGUGUGACAAAGUGUUUAACAGAUACUGGGAAUUAUCUAGGGAAUUAAAUUCUGCAAACAAUUUGUUGUCCUUCACUGAUCUCUACCAUCAAGUUGGAGAGUUGGUUGGGUCAGCAGAUAACCUUCAUCUUGUUGUUCAGUCAUUGGCCAGCUGUGGACGAGUAACAACAACAAAUCACAAUAGCACUACAUAUGUGAAAUUUGCCCUGCUAGGAGAUGCACAUAAACCAAGCAUCAGCCAGGUUGAAUUGGGCCCUGUCCAUAUUGAGAAGAAAAAAGCGGGUUGAAAAGUCACUAGGCAUUCAAUUGGGGACACUUGAGAAUGUCUCUACCUGCCUCCUUCAGCUAAGGGACACUAGAAGCAACAA
This is a messenger RNA of Cherax quadricarinatus, 855 nucleotides long. Lineage: Eukaryota; Metazoa; Arthropoda; Malacostraca; Decapoda; Parastacidae. The record is from RefSeq and is a predicted model, not a curated record.